GCCCGCGAUGGUACCGCCACGCGGCCGUUCGUCCGUCGUCGGUCGUUGAGCCGGAGUGGGGUGUGUUUCCCCGUGACGUCAUGCGCGGCGUGUCUCGCCGCCCCCCUCACCCACCCCCCGCCUGGGACAUGACGCGGCGCGGGUGAUCGGAACUGACGGAAUCAGCUACGUCUCCCCGCAGCAGACACACACACCUCGAACCUUCAAGACGACGACGGGCUUAUUGUAUUGCCCGCACCGAAAGUUGGUCAGCGCGACGCCUCGAAGAAGAAGAACAACGCAGUGACCGAUUAAAAAAAAAUAUUGUGAGCCCUAGCAGCUUUAGCAAUUAGACUUUUAAGUUGAAUUAACUUAACCUUGAAUCGAGAAAUUUUCGAAUACGACGGAGAGUUCACAUCACUAGUAAAAAUUUUUUUUUUUUUAAUUUUAGCAAAAAAAAUCUCCCCUAUAAUUUCUUCAGAAACGGUGAUUUUAAACGUUUUCAUCGUUUUUGAAGAAAGAGAAAAAAACUAGUAUUAAGUGUGAUAAAGGAUAAGAAAUAAGUGUUCCGAAACAGAAGAACUUCCCCUUGUGGACAUCGAUGAAACGUUUCGCGAACCCAGCGGGCGUGCUAUAUCUGAAGGCCAGGGGAAGAGAAGGCAGAAGAAUAUAUACGACCUGUUGUGAAGUGCGGUGUUAUACGCCGGUGAGAUACUUCAUGGCGGGCGUAAGUGACGUGUUGAAAUAUGCGCCCGCCCCUUCUUCGCCGUAGCGGGGUGGUAACGGAAUUACACGGACGGUAGUUUCUUCCAACGCGCCCCCGUCAACUCGUUUUCUUUUCGCCGCUUCCCGCUCGCGCGAGAUAUUUAUGCGCCGCGAGUGAGCACGCUUCGUUGAAUUCUUGGACGCCAGUCACAGAGGAAGAUAAAAAAAAAUAUAUUAGUAUUAUUUUCCACCCUCUCUUUCCGGUUUGCGUGGUGGUGGCGAGUUCACCCAGCUUUCCGGGGUGUGGAAAAAAUAUAUAUAUAUAAUAAAUUAAAAUGUGUUUGGUUAGCGAGAAAACGAGCUCGAAACCCGGACUUUAAAACGCAGGGAAGUUUUCUUUUAUUCUUCUCGAAAUGCUCGCUACGACCUUGGACUGGCUCCCGCGAUGACGUCACCGACGCAAUGGCGUGGAGGAGUCCUGGGAUUGGUCCUGCUGCUGCUGUUCGCCGCCCGACCUGCGCUCUCGGGCUACUCCUGGGGGACGCCGAGCCGCGACUGGCGCGAGCCCCAGGACGACUCCCCCCCGCCGGAGUUCCGGCCCGCCGACGCCAGCGUCACGGCGCUGCUGGGCGAGACGGCCUACCUGCCGUGCGAGGUGGCCAACCUGGGCGACCGAGUGGUGUCGUGGAUCCGCUCGCGCGACCUGCACAUCCUCACGUCGGGCGCGCUCACCUACACCUCGGACAGCCGCUUCGCCGUGCUGCAUCCCCAGGGCUCCGACUCGUGGACACUGCGCAUCCUGGGCGCGCAGGCCCGCGACGAGGGCCAGUACGAGUGCCAGGUCAACACCGACCCCAAGAUCAACUUCGCCGUCUUCCUCUCCGUGCGAGAAAACAACAUGGGUGAUUCCCCUUACGAUGGUGAACUGAACAUAGUGGAAUCAUCUGAAACAGACUCGCCGCCGGCGACGAUGGCGACGACGGCGGCGACGAUCACGGGCCGGCCCGAGCAGCACGUGCACGCGGGCAGCACGGUCACCUUCACGUGCCUGGUGACGGCGCCCUACGCCGCUGAGCGACCCCCGCGCGACGUGGACUGGUUCCACGGCCGGCGGCCCGUCAGCAUCCAGGCGGCCCGCGGCGGGAUCAGCCUGGUGACGGAGAAGACGGAGCUGCAGACGACGAGCCGGCUGACGGUGGCCGGCGUGACGCAGUCGGACGCAGGCAACUACACGUGCCGGCCGUCGGACACCCGCCCCGCCACCGUGCUGCUCGUCGUCGUGCCAGGCGAGCACUCGGAGGCGAUGCAACGGGACGGCGAAUCGUCCACAGCCGCUCGACGUCGGACUUCGCUCCCGAACCACGUGGCGCUGGGCGUGGCGAGCGCGUGGUGGUGCGUGUGCCACGCGUCAGGGCAGUGGCCUUGAACUGGCUCGCUGUCACCACCACGUCGUCAAGUCCGGCCUUCGCCCAGAAACAAAGAAAGAAGAAAAAAAGAUCUACACGACUACCUCCUAUACCUACUCCUCGUCGAAAGAACUACCUUUUUUUUUUUUUUUUCAACUGUGACAAAUUAUAUCUGACCUAAUUAGUUUUUUUUUUCAAAGUUCCAUAGCAUAGCGUUUCUCUUUCAUAACAUUCCAAACGUUAGUGAAUUCAUGCUUCACUGCGUGUUUCAAAACCAAAAUGGGAUCUUAACAGUUGAAGUUCUAAGAUACAAACAACUGUUGUUGACUGAUACGCAAUCAAGAGAAAUUGAUUCCAACGUGUGAAACGAGGAUCUGGUCAAAUCCGGGCCUUUUUUUUUUGUCGAAUUUCAUAAUUUUAUUCCUAGAGUGGACAAAGGAUUAUAACUUAUUUUGAGUGGUCACUAAAAUCAUUGUAAAAUUGUAUCUGAAUUACUGACUUCCGGCUUAAAAAUUUUAAAUAAAUUUUUCUGUUUAAUGUUAUGAACUGAAAUUUUUAUUUAAAGACUUUAAAAUUGCGCUUAUAUGUUUAUCAUUAAAUUAUGAAUGUGUAACUGCUUAUAAGUUCUGUUUGAAAGAAACAAUAUUUAACUUAUUGUUAUUUGUGAAUCUCUUGUAGCUAACAUGUUCAUACGAUUUUUCCGUCUGUAUUUGCUGUCUUUAUAAAUGUAAUCAUUUUGGAGAACUGUAAUAUUGAGGAGCGAUAUAUAUGUUACUAAUUAAUGAAAGUAAUGCGAAUUGGUAUUCAUCAGUUUAAAAAAUUCAACAGCUGUCAGCAUUAUUGCUCAUGUACAAUAGACCUCAGGAUACUUAAGAUACAUUCACGAGCAUAGUACCAAUUUUCUAUCAAAACUGGUGUAUAUAGCUAUAUUUAAAAAAAAUAAAAGAGAUCUCCUUUUAUUGACAGAAUUAAUAAAGGAAUAUUUCUGAAAGAGAAA
Molecule: messenger RNA, 3087 nt
Organism: Bacillus rossius redtenbacheri
Lineage: Eukaryota; Metazoa; Arthropoda; Insecta; Phasmatodea; Bacillidae
Product: protein CEPU-1-like
Exons: 7
Coding region: 1130-2110 (326 amino acids)
Biological process (GO): synapse organization
Cellular component (GO): neuron projection membrane
Source: RefSeq, a predicted model, not a curated record